Molecule: messenger RNA, 447 nt
Organism: Hibiscus syriacus
Lineage: Eukaryota; Viridiplantae; Streptophyta; Magnoliopsida; Malvales; Malvaceae
Exons: 3
Coding region: 1-447 (148 amino acids)
Molecular function (GO): nucleic acid binding; RNA-DNA hybrid ribonuclease activity
Source: RefSeq, a predicted model, not a curated record
AUGGAGGGAACUAUAGUUUCUCGUGAAAUCAUACAACCAACUAUGAACUCAUCAUUGAAACUCUCUAAAUGGAAGCUGUCAUCGGAAGGAUGGAUCAAGGGGCCAAGGGCUUUACGAUGCGAGCAAGGAAGGUGGAUAUUUAGAUUUGUUAAGAGUCUUGGAAAUUGCUUUGUUUUGUCAGUAGAGCUUUGGGCGAUACAUGAGGCACUAAAACAUGCAUGGAGGUUGGACUUUCAUAAGGUGAUUGUAGGAACUGAUAACACUUUGACAUUUCACAUGUUAUCAUCGUUGAAUAUAGCUGCUCGAGGAACUGUCCUUGUUCAUCAUAUUGGAGCUCUCAUUAAACAAGAGUGGGAGGUUCGAAUUACGUUUAUAAGAAGGGAGACGAAUUUGGUGACUGAUAUGCUUGUAGGUUUGACUCGUGGACGUCUUGGAAUCCACACCUAG